GAAAAGUGAAAACAAACCAAAAAAAGGGAGUUGUUGUGAAGUGCAGGAAGAGGUUUAGAGGGAAGAUGGAGGAUGGUGGAGCUUCUAGCAGCGGUGCUGUGGAGAGUAAAGCCGGCUUUGUGCUCGGAAAUGUGGCGGAAGUCGUGGAGAGAAUCUUAACGUUUGUGCCGACCAAAUCUGUGUUCCGGUUCGCGAGUGUUUGUCGGCUGUGGAGGAACUGUGCACGGCGAGUGCUGAGAACACGACAGAACCUGACGUGGCUCUCGGCUUCCGGUUCAUCGCUAUAUGAGGAACACGUUCUCCUCAGAACCCUGGAGGAUGGACUGGAGAAUGUCUUUCUGCUGCCCCACACGGUGUUGUUAAUGAUAGACAAUGAGAACUUUACUGGACAUCAUGGUGCUUUCAGGCAUAAAAAAGCCAGGCGGUGUGAGCCGGAGGACAAGUUGGACGUGGUGGAAAGGCUGAGACGUUUGUUGCCCAGCAGCUGUGACAUCUUGUGCAUCAUUACUCCAGGAAUCGUGUUGACCCCCAGUGAGCCGUCCUGUCGUGCCCCUCAGGAGUUCAUGGAGGGUGAAGCUGGUUUCAGUCUUCUGUUUCCUGCAAUGGAGGGAGUUCACAUCAGACCGUUUCACUUCUGCAAAAAUAGCCUCAACGACAAUGCUUUAGAGAAAGCAGGCUUGGCCGGGAAUCCUGACCUGAAGGUGGUGCUGCUGUUUGGCUACGACGCCUACAAAACCGGAGCUGCACGCUUCCUUAAUCAGCUGCUAGAACCUCUGGGGCAGAGUAACGUCCUUAUCGCCGGUGGUCAUGUAGAGAGAGUUCUCCCACACAAGAGGGACUGUUGUUCUCCUGGUUCCUUCGGUGUGGCAGGUCUCACUCUGAGUGGUCCCAGGAUUCAGGGAGCCUCAGUGCUCAUGGAUCAGGAUGUGAGCACGCCCGCGUCGGCCGAAGUCACCCUCCGACGCUUGAAAGCCGCCAACAUUCCAGAGUCCAACACCGUCGGCUUCAUGUUCGCCUGCGUGGCGCGGGGACACAACCACUACGGCGGGCAGCACAACGUAGAGGCCGACGUCUUCCACAAACUCUUCCCCGGAGUUCCUCUGUUCGGGUUUUUCGGAAACGGAGAGAUCGGCUGCGACCGCAUCGUAAAAGAAAACUACACACUGAGUCAGACAGACGUUAACGGACUGCAGCACGGUUACACCACCGUCAUGAGUCUGGUGCACUUGGGAUGACACAUACACUCUUUCUCUCUCUCUCUGUCUCUCUCUCUCUCUCUGUCUCUAUCUCUGUCUCUCUCUCUCAUUCUUUCAGGGCUAACUAGAAGCGUGGGACUUUCUUUUCCACAUGUAUUUCAUGUAACAUUUAGUGUUUAAUCUUAGUACAUUUUAAAAUCAGUGCACUUUUAAAUCCUAAAGCUAUUCAAGAAAAACAAAAUUCUUUGACUUGCACAAUUUCCCCCCCUCCUGUCCAACUGACCUGCAGUGAAAUAUUCACUUGUACUGAAUUUUUUUCAUCUAUAGGUUUUUUCCCCCCUCUUGAUUCAAUCCCCACACCUGCUGUUGUGUAUUUAUCUAAAGAAAAGGUGUGUGUAGGAUUUAUUAAGACCUCUGAUAUUAAUCCCAUUCCUUCUCAGUCCUACAGAAGUCCCCAUCGAUGCUGUUGAUCUGUUUGUAUUUCCUUCUGUGAUAUUUAUCUGCUUCUACUCAAAUAUUGAAGCUCCGCGUCCUGACCCAGGUCUCCUGACUAAACAAAUAAUCUACAUUUAUUACAAUUCUGUAAUAAAGUAGGUCAUAUUUCCGAGCUCAGAGCUGCGGGUUUUCUUCCAGCUUUCUCUCAGAAGCAGACAUUGUGAUCGUUUCUCACCGGACAGAAGCAACUAAAAAAAAUUCAGGUUUUUAGCCCUGAUCACACACACAGACAUGUUCCAGUUUAUCUACUUCAUAAUAAAAUCAGAUCAGAUUAUCUGUAGACCGGUUCUCUUUUCUCGUCUCAAUAACAGUGUUACGAUAUAGAGUCGAGUUCUUUUCUUUACACAUCUUUCCCUCAUUGUUUUAAUGAAUCUGAAAUAUUUUCUCUAAAUAUGACGGAAUGUAAAUCUGCUUUCUGUUCUUUAUUUUGUUGUAUUUUUUUUUACGGCUGUUAGACCAGCUAUAAACUAUAAAUCAGCGUUAUGUGUAAAAAGCUUGCGUAAUUCAUCCAAUAUUUUUGCGUAGAAUAAAUAAAUGGUUUUGUUAAAUUUAUUCAAACGUUAAAUAAAAGAUCAACGAAAUCAA
Tachysurus fulvidraco (yellow catfish) is the source of this 2276-nucleotide messenger RNA. RefSeq names its product F-box protein 22 (gene fbxo22). Lineage: Eukaryota; Metazoa; Chordata; Actinopteri; Siluriformes; Bagridae. The transcript is spliced from 7 exons. The coding region runs from base 66 to 1235 and encodes 389 amino acids. The record is from RefSeq and is a predicted model, not a curated record. Gene Ontology annotation, biological process: protein polyubiquitination; regulation of skeletal muscle fiber development; positive regulation of proteasomal ubiquitin-dependent protein catabolic process. Gene Ontology annotation, molecular function: protein binding.